Diversispora eburnea is the source of this 4848-nucleotide messenger RNA. The record is from the annotation of a GenBank genome assembly. NCBI's taxonomy places the organism in Eukaryota, Fungi, Glomeromycota, Glomeromycetes, Diversisporales, Diversisporaceae.
AUGUCACAAGAUAACCUUACUCAAGCUACCUCGGAUAAAAACACUUGUGACUCUCCUCACUCACAAAAAUCAAAAGAUUUUAUUAUGAGUAAACUUUACUUCACUUCCCAAGAUAAUACUUCGACUUUGCUGGAUCCAAAGCUAGAGGUUAUAGACUCGAACACUCCUAUGUUCUUUAUAAAUUCACCUACACCUCCAAGAGAUAAUCAACUCCCGGCAUCCCAACCUGAAUCAAAUGGUUCGCACGUUCACCAUUUUAACUCGAUUCCAUUAAGUGACUUGCACCAACCAACAAUGAAUAAUUUUAUAUCUCCAAAUUUAUCUUCGAACUUUGUUCAAAAUGGUUAUUUAGAGUUCAUCAACGGAACUGAUAACAAUAUGGAGACAAAUGUUACUCCAAAUCAAGUAGAUCAACAAAUACAGGACAUAAAUGAUAAAGGCAAUUUGCAAAUUCGUGUUCUCGGUGUUCCGCAAACUGGUGCAAAAUCUCGGGUAGAAACACAAAUCAAAUUGUGUCUACAACUUGUUACAGAUAAAGGAGAAAAAGUUCCAUUAUGGUCACAUUUACGUUUACCAGAAUAUAUGGUGGCCAAAGAAAAAUUAAAAACAAAAAAUUCAAGGCAUUCACCCGAUAGUGCUAUGAAUAUUUCGGACAAAGGGGUACUAAAUUUAGAAGCUACUGUAGUUUGCGCUAGUGAGAUACCAAAGAAAGUUCUCACAUGUUUGGGAUGUGUGCAAAGAGAGCGAAAAAGAUCUCAACGCAAGAAAGAAAAUAAGCAUUCAAAGACCAAUCAGAAUACCACUUCGCCCAACAAUGAUGCCAAUAAGCAUAUGGAGUUAGACGACGAAAAAACGAUGCAGUUAGAACAACGCAAAAUAUUAUUGUUCAAUUGUAGCGAAAUUGUUGACUUUAGUAGUGGUGAUACUAUUUUGCCAACACGAAUCACCUGUUAUUGCCGUCAUCAUAAUGAAAAAGUUGGAUUUUGCAUAUAUUUCGUUAUGAAAGACUAUACAAAUGCAGUUAUAGCAACUGGAAUGUCACCACCUAUAAUGAUAACCGAUGAUCACAAAUCUUCAAAAACGAAAGUCGGGGUUGGACGAAAGCGUGCGAGAUCGGAAUAUGAUCGUCGUGCCCCUGCUAUACCUAAUAAUUCUAAUACUAAUUCCGAAAAUAAACUCAAUAAUGGUCAUAAUAGUCGCAACAUGCACUCUACAACACCUCCCAAUAACGAAGCAUCAUUACCAACUAUAUCGCCCAAUUCUAAUGUUGAUUCAUCAUCUAGAACACCAUCACCUCCUAUUACUAUAGUGCCCACUCAAAAUUCUAAUAUGUCAUUGCAACAUCCAAUAAUCAAGCAAGAAGAUAAUAAGAAUGGAAAUCAACGGUUGCAAUUACAAUCAACCAUGGUAUUUCAAGCAUCACCUUCCCCUACUUCUCCCAUAUCCCCUGUCUCACCCACCACACCACUUCUACCGUUUCAGCAGCAAGUGGAUCAAAAUCCUAAUAUUACUUCUACUAAUCAACAAGUUGCUUAUCCCAUAACAUCUAACAAUGUCUCUCCCAAUGUUGUUGUAAAUUUAUCUAUGGCACAAACCACCAACAAUAUGAACACUAUUUAUCAACAACAACAACUUCAUCAAAACGUUGGUAAUGUGAAUCGAUUCAACGUCUCGACUGCCCAUACUUCCUCUUCUCACCAAGUUGGUGGAGGUCCCAUGAGAAUGCAUGCAAAUUAUCAAAACAACAAUAUGUUAAGGAGAACAUUUUAUAAUACUACUGGGAAUGCGACAAAUAUUUAUCAAAAUAAUUCAAUUAACGGGUUUCCAAUACCAAGGAUAAGCCGGCUGAUUCCUUCUGAGGGACCUACAUAUGGUGGUGUAGAAGUAACUGUUUUAGGAAACAAUUUUUUUGAUGGACUUACAUGUGUAUUUGGGGAGACACCUGUCAUUCCAACUCAAUUUUGGUCCCCAAACGCCUUGGUCUGUAUUUUGCCUCCUUGCCCUACUCCUGGUCCUGUUGUUGUUAGUUUUAAAGAAUAUCCAAUAAAUUUGUUGGAAAAUUCCGAACAUGAAGUUGCUAUCUUUACCUACACAGAUGAUUCUGAUCGAGUAUUAAUGGAAUUGGCUCUUCAAGUUGUUGGUAUGAAAAUGACAGGAAAAGUCGAAGAUGCACGAAACAUUGCUAUGCGAAUCGUGGGAGGCAAUGACAGUUCCUCAAAUUCUUCUGUCAAUAAUGCAAAUGGAAAUAUGAAUACCAUGCAAAAUCAUUUUUCUUCAUAUGUACGACAAGUUUCAAUGUCUCAAAAUUUCGAAGAACAUAUUAUAACAACACUUAGUUUAAUGGAUGUUAUAGAAACAGAAUAUGAUAGUAUAUCUCUUAGAAAUCGACAAAACCAUACUUUAUUACAUUUAUCUGCUAUGUUGGGUUAUAAAAGGUUAUGCGAAAUUAUUAUUGAGAGAAACAUUGAUGUUGACGCACAGGAUAAAUAUGGUUUUACUGCCCUUCAUUAUGCUGCUUGGACAGGACAUGAAGAAAUUGUUAGAAUUCUCUUGAAUGUUGGUUGCGUUGAUAUUCCAAAUUUGAAUGAUCAAUAUGCUUCGGAUUUGGCCAUAUCGAGAAAUUUUAAUGAAAUUUCUGCUUUGAUUGGCGAUCCUCGAUUACAUGACUCUGGUGUUUCCUUGUCUCCAACAUCCGAAGAAUCUUCAUUUGUUAGUACAGAUGAUGAUAAUUUUAGUGAUGAAGAUUUUAACAUAGAAGGUGAUCAAGAACAAAGAUCAUUAUUCGAUACACAAGAUCCCAUUAACAAAGAAACAUCUGAUUUGGUUGGAACCGAAGAGAAUGUUAACGCACCCAGUAUUUCGUGGGUAGAUUCAGAAACUGUCCGAGAUCUGUUACAAAAUAAAGUAAAUAAAGAGGAUGGAAUUAUUGACGCGGAGGUAGUUGAAGAUGAAAAGAAACCAUCCAAACAACCUUUAUCUGAAAUUGCUACAGAUCUCGCCACAGCAUCUACUAUUUGGCUUCAGAAAACAUUUGCACAUAUGUAUAUGCCAAAUAUUAGCAAGCCACCAAUUCCUCUUCCUAAUAUUAAGAUGCCAAAUCUUCAAAACUUUUCAUCACCUAAAUUUUCCACUAUGACUUUUGGUACCAAUUUAUCUAUUCCACGUCCUUCUAUGCCAUCCAUGCCAUCCUUAUCAAACAUUGAAUUCCCUACAUUACCCACAGUUACUUUCCCUACUAUGAUAAUGCCCGUAGUGUUAUCAAAUUUUGUAAAAGAUGAAAAGAAUGAAUCUUGGGGAGAACAUAUGACAAAUAUGGUACCAAGUUCAUGGGAUAACUGUAAAAAGAUGUUUCUUGGACAAGGAGGACAACCACCUCAACAACCUCCUCAACCUCAACAACAAGGUGGUGAAUCUUCUAAAGAGGUUGGACAAGAUCCAUCAACAUUUUCUCGAUUUGGUUAUACAUGGCCAUUUUAUGCAUCACAACCAGUUGUUCCAAUGUAUCAUCAUCAACCUGAAAUUACUCGGGCACCUUCACCCUCAGUAAAUAUUUCGCGGGCUAGUCGUAGAGUUGGAUAUGAUCUUCCAGAGUUAAGUGAAGAUCAAAAAGCAAGAUUGGAAAUUCAUGAUGAAAAAUUUAAACAAUUAAAGAAGGAUAGAAUGUUAUAUUUAUUCUGGCCGAAACAAAUCGUGGAUAUUAAAUACUUCCUCGAGAUUGCCCGUAGAAAGGAUGCUAAAUCCGUUCGUAUUAAGAAGAAUGGCACUUCAAAAGUAAAAUUUAAGCUUCGAUGUUCAAAGUAUUUAUAUACAUUCGUUAUUGAAGAUGCCGAAAAAGCCGAGAAACUUCAAAAAUCUCUUCCACCUGUGAUAUUAUCAUUUUUAGGAGAUGAAUUAUAUAAAUUUGAUAAAUUUACAAAUAAUGGAUCAAAUAUUAUGGAAAAUUCUGAAAAUUUUCAAUGGUCAAAAGUUUGCGACGCGCACAAUCAUGUUCACGUUGACCGAGAAAACCUUUCCAAGAUAGGUGAAUUGAAAACCUCAAGAAUUUGUUUGAUGGGAACUCGUUUUGAGGAUUGGGAUAUUGUAUCUAAAGUAUCAAUCGAUUUUCCUGAUAAAGUUGUUCCGUGUUUUGGUUAUCAUCCAUGGUUUGCUCAUUCAGUAGAAUUACUCGAAGAUUAUUCAUUAAAUCUCCGUGAUCAUUAUUUAUCAAUUUUGGUUGAACCAAAAUCUAUUACUAAUAAAUCAACUACUAUCAAUCAAAAUAAUAAUUCUUCUUCAUCAUCAAAUCAUCAAGGAAAUGAAAAUGAUUUAAGCACAUUAAUCACAUUUUUAUCACCUCCAAUUCCAUUUAAUACUUGGUAUUCCAAACUUGAAUCAUUAUUAAAAUUACAUCCUCAAGCUCUUAUAGGAGAAAUUGGAAUAGAUAAAAUAUCAAAAUUAAAACAUCCCAAAACAAAAGUAAUUACCAAAAUUCAAACAUCAAUGGAACAUCAAAUGAAAUUAAUGGAAUUACAAUUAGAUUUAGCAGCCAAAUAUAAUCGACCAGUAAGAUCAGUUGAUACGAUUAAAGCAUUAAGCUCGAAUCAACCUAAAAAGAAAAAGAAACUUCCAACACAAAUUUAUUUUUCUUUUAGUAUAGUUAUUAAUGAAAGAUAUAAUCGAUUACCGGAAUUAAUUAAAGCGGUUCCGGAAGAUAGAUUAUUGAUUGAAUCCGAUUUUCAUUCACCAGAUGGAACGGAUGAUUUAAUGAAAAGGAUUAUUAAGUUGGUUAGUGAGAUUAAAAAUUGGUCACCCACAUUUACUGUUGAAAAGACGAGAGAAAAUUUUUUAAGAUUUAUUGAUGAGACGUGA